AUGACCGAGCGCGGUGCGGGAUUGGGAAUUGCGGCGGAGCCCUACAAAGUCCCCAGAAAACAUCCUAGAUGGUUUGGGGACAAUCAGGGCUCCGUCGCAAUAAUAUGGAAGGCGAGCGGUAGCUCACCUCCCGCUACCCACCUGGGUAGCGGGACAGGUUUUGUCGUGGCCAGGUGGGGGGUCCUGAUUGUGGUCGGGGUAUACCUCCUCUCAACUAAGAGCCUGGACUUGCCGAGCUUCAAGUCCAGGCUCCGAGAAAUAGGAAGGGCCGUUAAACGGUACCUCCCUGAGCCUGUUAUCAUCGCCGGGGACUUCAAUGCGAAGUCGGAGUUGUAG
This is a messenger RNA of Harpegnathos saltator (Jerdon's jumping ant), 336 nucleotides long. RefSeq lists its product as uncharacterized. The record is from RefSeq and is a predicted model, not a curated record. NCBI's taxonomy places the organism in Eukaryota, Metazoa, Arthropoda, Insecta, Hymenoptera, Formicidae. The transcript has a single exon. Bases 1 to 336 code for a protein of 111 amino acids.